UCGCGCCCCCGCCGCCAUUUUGUAGCGGCCGCCGCCGCCUCCCCGGCCCCGGCCCGGCCCGGGAUGGCGCCGGGCCCCAGCGGGGAGCCGCCCUCCGCCGCCCCCGGGCCGCUCUGAGGAGCCUCCCCCUUCCUCCUUCAUGGAGCCGAGCGGCCGAGAACGGGGCAGCCCCAUCCCGGGGCGAGCCCGAGCUUCUUCCCUGCUGGGUUUUGCUCCGUUUUGGCCCAAACUGGCGGUGCCCAGCAGCGCGGCCCCCGCCGCCCCGGGGCCGCCUCAGCCCAGCCCGUCCUUCUCGUGGCUGCGCCUCGCCUCACAGCUCCUCUCGCCGCUGCCCUCCCUCCUGCACCGCCUUCGGCCCGGCACGGCCCUCAGCAGCGCCUUGUGCCCGGCCACCGCUGCUCCUCCACCGCCGCCGGAGCCUCUCCCUUUGCUCCGCCGGGCUGAGGAGAAGGGACACGGAGGAGGUGGUGUAGGGGGGGGGGUGCGGAGCGGGGAGCUUUUUUCCUUCGUUUUGGGCUCCUCCAAGAGCCCCUGGGGCCGGCCGCUGAGCGCUGAGCCCUUGGGUGAGGCCUGGAGGGGCGGCGGGGGCUUGGGCGAGCUGGGGCUGCUCCGCUGCGAGCGCCUCGGGCUCCUCCAGCAGCGCCUCCUCGGCGUGCCCGAGCCCGACCACGGCUACCACAGCCUGGAGGAGGAGCAGCAGCAGCGGGGGGCCGCCGGGGAGCCCUGGAAAAACGAGGAGCAGCAGGCGCCCAAAGGUGCCCCCGGCCCGAAAGGGGAGCUCCAAGGGGAAGGUUUGGGCGGCGAGGAAAUCCAGCCAAAGAUUCGGGUUGCGGCCAGGCCGGCUUGUGCUAAUAAGUUGAUAGAUUAUAUCCUCGGGGGGACCUCCAGCGGGGAGGAGAGCGCAGAGGAUGAUGAUGAGGAUGAUGAGGACUGGGAUGAUGAUGAGGAGGAUGAUGAUGGUGAUGAUGGGUUUGACAGCGAAGGGCUGCUGUCGGAUUCAGACGCCGGGAGCCAGAGCGGGGAAAGGUUGCACCUCUGGAAGUCCUUCUUCAGCCUGGAUCCUUACAACCCGCAGAACUUCACGGCCACCAUCCAGACGUCUUCCAGCAGCCCAGGGAAGGACAUGCACGGCGGGUCUGAUGUGGAAGAGGAGGAGGACGAGGAGGAGGAGGAGGAUUCUUCAUGGGCAGACUCAUCUUCAGGCUCUCCUCACCUCAGUUCUGAAGAGCACGACGAGUGGGAGUGCAGCAGCGCGGAUGAGGCAGAAAACUUGAAACUUUGGAACUCAUUCUGUACCUCAGACGAUCCUUAUAAUCCUUUAAAUUUCAAGGCACCCUUCCAAACAGCGGAGAAGAAAGGGAAGCCUGGCUCAAAAGGAACAGAGGGGCCGAGUUUGGGCACUUCGGAGCGUAGUCACUUAACUGUCUGUCGGGUACAGCUGGAAAAACAUAACUGUGGGGUCCCAGACUUGGUGCAGCAUGGCAUUCUUUUGGGUGAGAGAUGUAGAAGUACCACGCGGAAAAAGGUAACCUUCCUUGAAAAAGUUACCGAGUAUUACGUCAGCAGCGAGGAGGAUCGGAAAGGACCCUGGGAAGAGCUUGCCCGAGAUGGCUGCAGGUUCCAGAAACGUAUCCAAGAAACAGAAGAAGCCAUAGGGUACUGCUUCACCACAGAGCAUAGACAGAGAGUCCUGAAUAGACUCCGAGAAACCUGCUCCAAGGGGGUUGAGCCCUUCUAGCACCUUAAAAGGACCUGGUAGUUGGGUGUGACCCAGAGCACUCACAAAGAUCUUCAAACCAAGAAGUGGCAGCUGCGUGUGUUUUUUUUUGAAAUGGGGAGAAAAGUGGGAUUCUAAUGCUUUUUCCCAGUUUAAUAUUCAGCCAACGAAUAUACCUGUGUGUAUCCCGUUUUUGACAUCCAAACAGAACCUUUCGAGUAUCAGCAAGGGUGAGGGCGGUAUAAAUGCAUUCCUCUUCAGUACCAUUUGAGAAACAGACUGCUUUAGGUUAAAUCCAUUCCAAAAAUGCCUUGUCUGCCGUACGUUGAGAAGUGGUGGCUAUUCAGUUGGAAUUUUGCACUUUGAAAAAGCAAACAUAUUUUGAAGGAAAUAUUUAUGGAGCUCAGAACCUAGCUAUUGCAGUUUUGAUUUAAAGUUUCUAAAGGCAUGUGCUAUUUGUUUGUGGUUCUCCUUUUUCUCUAACCUACACAAAAGUCUCCGAUUUUGUUAGCUCAUGUUAACUUUACUGCGUGAAGCAGAGGCUUUUUUUUUGCUUCCUUUUUAAGGUCCCAGUUUUGUGUGUAGUCUAAUUGUUUGAGUGUUGAUGUAACGCUUUCACGUCUAAAUAUUUCAGUCUAGCACACUGGGGGAUUCAGGGGAACUCUGGUGCACUCUAAGCCCUUUGGUUUGUCUUUAUUUAAUUAAUACCUUUGCCCAGUACUGUUCCAAAGGGUGUUGGCUGCUUGUGCACCAAGCUGCUUUGCUUUCAGGGCAGUGAAAGGCCUCGUCCUGAUCAAUAAUUGAAGCUUCAAGGUACAUAUCAAAGCUGUGGCUGAUGGUCAGAAUUGAUAGCUGCACGUGUGGAAGCAGGCCCUAGGUCUUUAGGUAAUCUCAGAGCAACUUCACCCUAAUUGCUUCUGCUUCCUGAUUGAAGUGGAGUGUGCUUUGUAUUUCUUUUAUCGGUGCGUGUAAGGAGAAUUAUCUUUCUGGAAAUCUGAGACUACAGAGUGCUGUGUUCUUUACCAGAAGCCAGUAUUAAUACCUCUCUGCGUCCGCACUUUUGUUCGUUGGGUACCAAAAUAACAUUUCACGUGUGGCAUCUGAAAGUUGAGGUCCUUGGUGGAAGGAAAACACUCCUUAUUUGUGUGCGUAACUUAAAAUGUUUAAUUGUUUCAGUCAAAAUAAAAGAGCAGCACAGUUCGGAUGUGCAUGUGGACCUGGAAGAUGAUGUAUGGCUGUAACCCAAGCAGGAAUGAGGUCAUGCAAUGGAAUAAAUACCAGUCAGAUCUAAAGAAUUUGUAUCUGUUUGCAAAAAAUGGUGUGGGGAAAUGAUUUGCUAUUUUGUUCAUUCAGCUGUCUAGGAGUGCCUCCGUUUUUGUAAGGAAGAGACCUAGAAACACUUGAGAUUUGUUGUCUCAUUACUCAAAUUUGAAUUCAAAAGGAGUUAUGGAUACGUGGAGAAAAGAGCUUCACAGAGCUUUACAGAAUUUUUUGCUUCAUCUUGCCGUGCUUCUGGCGAUUUUAAUUGUCUUAAAUUUCAGAGCUGUGGGGUUUACUCUUUAUGGAAAAAGUUUAUUCUUUGGGUUUAAAAAUUACCUUUCUCUGCCACGUGCUAGAAGUGUUAAUUAUGAAAUUAUGAGAGUUGUUAUGAAAUUAAGAGAGUUAACUAUGAUAUAUAGUAGAGUUGUCACGUGAAAUACACAUGAAACUUGGGCAGCCUUAUGGAUUGACUAAUUGAAAGCUGUGCAACAAUGUUAUUUUAAUCCCUGCGGAAUAAAAAAACCAACACAUUCUUUUCUAAAAAAAGAUUAUUUUAGUUGUGAAAUCGUAAAUCAUGCCCUUGAAUCUUAUGGAUUAGCUUUCAGUUUUUAGGAGUUGAUUUUCCUGUAUCGUAUUUGAUAACAGGUGUUCUGCUGUUUUGUUUAGGGAAAAGCACGCGGGAUGAUUAAUGUGUUAGAAUUGGAGAAAACUUGUUGACAUAUGGUCCUAGUGUGACUGAUAAGGAAAAAUGCUGUUCAUUGCUCCUGGUAAAAUAUACGAGAGCUUUUUUCCAUGACACUCCUAGUUUAUUUGGUCUUGUAAAGCUUGCUGCUGCUUCAAUUACUCUGGCUAACUUGGUGUAGGGGUGCUCAUAAAAACCUCCAGGGUGAUGUGAACUAACACCUGCAAACACCGAGCAACUUUGUGCAGGAGGCUUGGGAAAGGCUACAGCUGGAAAUGAACAGAACUGACAAAUUAUCUACAAACUAGGCUGAAAACUGUUCCUUCCAAAAGUCCUGAUAUCUGAGAUUAUUUUUUUCAACCUGCAGUGUAUGAAGCACUGUGUUCUGGUUCUCAGAGAAACGUGCCUGCUCGGGUAAGUUUUUUUGUUUGUUUUUUUUUUUCCCUCCUCUCAAACCUCAUACUUUCAGAGUAUCCAGUGGUGGUAGGAAGUUAUUCUAACACUAAAUUCACGAGUAAGCUCAUUAUUUUUUGUCACCAUCUUCCCUAUAACAUACUUCAAAGGUGUCUUACAGGAUGUGUACAUGUGCGUUUGGAGUGAAACAUAAAAAAAUAAUACUUGUUGAACUUUAAAUCAAAACUGUAAUUAUCAGAUUUUAUUUUUGUAUAAUUUAGAGAAAGUUAGAAAACCUUCAGCAUUGGCUUUAUACAGAUUUUAAUUGAUUUGUGUCGAGUUUGUUGGGUUUUUUAUAUCUAAAGUUAUAUUUCUGUACAUAACAAAACUAUUCAGAACUAAUCUGUAAAUUGUAAUAAAGAUAUUUGCAAGAUAA
Anas platyrhynchos (mallard) is the source of this 4488-nucleotide messenger RNA. It is a transcript of the gene PPP1R15B, whose product is annotated as protein phosphatase 1 regulatory subunit 15B. Gene Ontology annotation, molecular function: protein phosphatase regulator activity. Gene Ontology annotation, biological process: response to endoplasmic reticulum stress. The record is from RefSeq and is a predicted model, not a curated record. Gene Ontology annotation, cellular component: endoplasmic reticulum; protein phosphatase type 1 complex. NCBI's taxonomy places the organism in Eukaryota, Metazoa, Chordata, Aves, Anseriformes, Anatidae.